UUGAAAAAACGAAAACCCAUUAAAGAGGGAGGCCGAAAGUCUCUCUUAUUUCCAAGUUUCCUAUGCUUUAUUGUCAAUACUCUCUUUUAAAGGGCAGGGAGUUAAUAAGGAGGCACCCUUUCAGUGUAAUCUGAUCCUCUCUGUCUCAAGAGGAAAACUUUGUAGGGGGUCUGACAAGAGAGAGCCUUCCAUGUGCAGUGGUUCGAAGAGGAAAGAAGCUCAAGCUGGUCUGGCGAUGGACUAUGAAUCCCAAAAGCUAGAUGGGUCAUUCCGUAACUUCUCUAUUUUUCUUGAAUUGUCCGCCUCAGAUGAUCUGAUUGGGUUCAAGCGUGCUGUUGAGGAGGAGGGUCAUGAUGUCAAUGAGACUGGUUUUUGGUAUGGGAGGAGAAUUGGGUCGAAGUCAAUGGGUUUUGAGGAGAGGACACCACUCAUGAUUGCUGCCUUGUUUGGCAGCAAGGAUGUGUUGAAUUAUGUGAUUGGAACUGGCCGUGUCGAUGUCAAUAAGGCUUGUGGGUCUGAUGGGGUCACCGCCUUACACUGUGCCGCUACAGGUGGCUCGGUUUCUGCUGCCGAGGUUGUCGAAGUCUUGCUUGAUGCUUCGGCAGAUGUUAACUCUCUUGAUGUCAGUGGUAAUCGACCUGGUGACUUGAUUGCUUCUGUUGUCAGUUCAGGUUUUAAUUCAAGGAAGAGGAAUUUGGAAAUCAUGCUGAAAGGCUGCGGCGGCAGCAGCAGCAGCAGCAGCAGCGAAGAGGAAGCUUAUGAGUUUUCUGGUCAAAUCUUUCGUGGCAUUGAAGGGUUGGAGCAGCAAGAGAAUACAGUUCCACGAGUUUCAAAAGAUGGGAGCGAGAAGAAAGAGUAUCCAAUUGAUCUUACUCUCCCAGACAUCAAGAAUGGGAUUUAUGGAACAGACGACUUCAGGAUGUAUACUUUUAAGAUCAAGCCCUGCUCAAGAGCUUACUCUCAUGAUUGGACUGAGUGUCCUUUUGUUCAUCCAGGGGAAAACGCUAGGCGGCGUGAUCCGAGGAAAUAUCAUUACAGUUGUGUUCCAUGCCCUGAGUUUCGAAAAGGGACGUGCAGGCAAGGGGAUGCUUGUGAAUAUGCACAUGGGAUUUUUGAGUGCUGGCUGCAUCCUGCUCAGUAUCGCACUCGUCUGUGUAAGGAUGAGACUAAUUGCAGCAGAAGGGUUUGUUUUUUUGCACACAAACCUGAAGAGCUUCGCCCCUUGUAUGCCUCAACUGGCUCAGCAGUGCCUUCUCCAAGAUCAUACUCAGGUGGCAAUUCUUUGCUGGAUAUGGCUUCAAUAACCCCACUUGUCCUUGGUUCUCCAUCUGUUAUGAUGCCUCCUACUUCAACACCACCCAUGACCCCAUCUGGAGCUUCUUCUCCUAUGGGUGGAAACAUUUGGCAGAACCAGUCAAAUAUUACUCCCCCUACAUUGCAGCUUCCUGGUAGCAGGUUGAAAUCUGCACUUUUUGCUAGAGACGUGGAUUUAGACCUGGAAUUACUUGGACGGGAAAGAAGUCGUCGUUGGCAGCAACAGUUGAUCGAUGAGUCAUCUGGUCUCUCAUCCCCAUCCAGCUGGAACAACAAUGUGUUGAAAGCGUCUUUCGUCGCCUCCUCUGGUGGUGGUGAUCAUAGUGGGGAAGUGAAUAGACUGGGAGUGAAACCAACUAACCUAGAAGAUAUUUAUGGAUCCCUUGAUCCUGCAAUUUUUCCUCAAUUACAAGGACUCUCACUAGAUGUUGCAGCAUCCCAUUUGCAGUCUCCAACUGGGGUCCAGAUGCGCCAGAGCAUGAAUCAUCAGCUUCGGUCAAGCUAUCCUAUCAACCUUUCCUCAUCUCCUGGUAGGGGAUCGGGAUCCUUCGGGAUUGAUCCAUCCAGGGCAGCAGCAGCAAUCAGUUCAAGGUCAGCUGCAUUUGCGAAGAGGAGCCAAAGCUUCAUUGAGCGUACUGCUGUUCACCGUCAUAAUGGAUUUUCUUCACCUGCUUCGUCAGCCAAUGGGAUGCCUUGUAACCUCUCCGAUUGGGGUUCACCUGAUGGCAAAUUGGACUGGGGUAUCCAGGGAGAAGAGCUUAAUAAACUGCGGAAAUCUGCUUCAUUUGGUCUCCGAAGUGCUAAUAAUGGGACACUGGCUGUCACAUCAAUUCCUGCAACUGUUGAUGAGCCAGAUGUGUCUUGGGUUCAGUCCUUGGUGAAGGAAGCUUCAUCUUCAAGAGCCGGGCAUUUAGAUUUUGAAGAUCAGCAGCAGCAGUGUCAUGUUGACAAUGGUGGGUCGGAGAUGCUCCCAGUUUGGGUGGAGCAGCUGUGCAUGGAGCAGGAGCAAAUGGUGGCUUGAAACAGAUCAACCCAUUUUAGCUCCAAAACUCAACCUUUUAACUAGUUUUUACCAUUCUUAAUAUUUUUAUUAGUAUUCAUCUUAUUUAGAGGAAAAGGGUAUACUCCAGGAGAUCAACAGAAGAAGCUGGCAGGAUGAAAGGUUUCUGCUCAUGCCGCUCUUGGGUUUUAAAAAAAUUGAUUUUUGGUUAUAUAUAAAGCUCUCUCAUAAUGAAAUAAACAUAUUUUGCUCUUUUAAACA
Messenger RNA from Tripterygium wilfordii, 2575 nucleotides. RefSeq names its product zinc finger CCCH domain-containing protein 66-like. Lineage: Eukaryota; Viridiplantae; Streptophyta; Magnoliopsida; Celastrales; Celastraceae. The transcript has 2 exons. The record is from RefSeq and is a predicted model, not a curated record. The coding region runs from base 191 to 2335 and encodes 714 amino acids. Gene Ontology annotation, molecular function: metal ion binding; protein binding.